UCCGCGGUCACCCCGCCACCAUGGGGGCAGCGUCCCCCCGAACCGGGCUGCUCCUGGCUGCCCUCUGCCUGCUCGCUUCCCACGGAGGGGCAGCAGCUUUCCUGAUCACCACCCCGUACUCGCUCUGCGUCUGCCCCGAGGGCCAGAACGUCACCCUGACCUGCCGGAUCAGCGGCCCCCUGGCCGAGCGCCACGACCUGCUGUACAAAACCUGGUACUUCAGCAGCACGGGGGACCAGAGCUGCUCCGACAAGCGGCACAUCCGCAACGUCACCGAGAAGGAGCUGCACCACGACCUCAGCAGGCACCACGAACUGCCGGGCAACAGCUCCCAAAAAUCCCCCCUCAGGCGGCAAAGCAGCCACCACGGUGUGGAGUUUGUCCCUGACCACCACGGCGCCUUCCACAUCGUGGUGAUGAACCUGACGCUGCAGGACAGUGGGAAUUACUGCUGUUACGCCGUGGAGCUCAGGCGGGAAGGUCACAGCAAGCCCCACACCAGGCAGGUGGCUCACGGCUUCGUGGAGCUGCAGAUCCAGCAAGGCAAAGGGGAACUUCAAAACUGCACAUUUCAUACUGCCACCAGCAAAGAUAUCACGGCUGCCACACUGGCCACAGGCACCUGCAUCGUGGGCAUCCUCUGCCUGCCCCUCAUCCUGCUCCUCAUUUACAAGCAGCGACAAGCUGUCAGCAGCAGACGUGCCCAUGAGCUUGUCAGGAUGGAUAGCAGCGCCCAGGGCAUUGAAAACCCCGUGUUCGAGGCGGUGCCGUCGGCGAGUGUGGAGCCCCGGCCCCGGCCCCAGCUCUCCUAUGUGGCCAGCAGGCUGCCCUCUGAGUCCGGCCGGCAUCUGCUCUCGGAGCCCAACACCCCCCUGUCACCCCCUGGUCCCGGGGACUGCUUCUUCCCGACCCUGGAUCCUGUUCCCGACUCACCAAAUUCCUUGAAAGCCUAAAGACCCCAGAGGAAGCCACAUCCUGCAGACCACACCAUGCUCACCAAGACAAUACACCCCAGAGGGUGGCAGGGCCAGGGGCAGCAAAGCCUUAAGAAAUGAAGCUGUGUGCAGGAUCCCUGCCCUUGUCUCCCAUCCUGCCACUGCCCUGGGACUGGAAGUGAACCUCUCUUCCUCGGAUUUCAAUUUUUAACUACCUGUUUCCUUGGAUAAGUGCAUGGCUCUGUACUGCUCACAUUUUACAGACUAGCUGAAAAGUUGAGGAUGUGGAGAUGGAAGGAUGUUGUGCACCUGCAGACUUCCCUGAGGAUUAACUUAUUGCCAGGGUUUAAGCUCUGCAACAUCAACACAUUUCUGGAUCCUUGACUGAACAUCCUCUCUGGGAGUGGAUGGUAAAAUAUUUUAUUCAGCAUGGAACAAAACAGGAUCACCAGCCAACCUUGUACUACCUUUCUCUUUGCAAAACAGGAAGGGGAGAGGCUCCCUGCUGCCACCAGAGCCUUCUUUCCUUACCAGCCUUUUAAAAUGGCCAUGGACUUGUGAUGCUGCUGCCUUUUCAGCAGGACACAUGUUGGGAGGAGCCUUAUUUCUGCUGCAGUUUUAUCCUUGGCUUGGGAUCAGGGCACUUUAUCUUUCUGUUUGUUUCACUAUCAGUGCUGAUUAAAAGGAAAAAAGGA
Molecule: messenger RNA, 1630 nt
Organism: Corvus hawaiiensis (hawaiian crow)
Lineage: Eukaryota; Metazoa; Chordata; Aves; Passeriformes; Corvidae
Gene: VSIR
Product: V-set immunoregulatory receptor
Exons: 7
Coding region: 21-953 (310 amino acids)
Biological process (GO): positive regulation of regulatory T cell differentiation; negative regulation of CD4-positive, alpha-beta T cell proliferation; regulation of immune response
Cellular component (GO): plasma membrane
Source: RefSeq, a predicted model, not a curated record